Messenger RNA from Chinchilla lanigera (long-tailed chinchilla), 1747 nucleotides. RefSeq names its product dysbindin (dystrobrevin binding protein 1) domain containing 2 (gene Dbndd2). The record is from RefSeq and is a predicted model, not a curated record. The coding region runs from base 200 to 679 and encodes 159 amino acids. Lineage: Eukaryota; Metazoa; Chordata; Mammalia; Rodentia; Chinchillidae. Gene Ontology annotation, biological process: negative regulation of protein kinase activity. Gene Ontology annotation, cellular component: cytoplasm. The transcript is spliced from 4 exons.
CCAUUGCGGGUGGGGCUGGGACAGAGAGGGAGUUCUCCAUUUCUCCGGCUUCUGCCCGGGCCCCUGGCAGCCUCCAGCCCCCAAAUCUCUUCCCUCGCUCCCAGGCAUCUACAGUCGCGUAAACAACUCCCUUGCUCCAGCUCUCGGCUCCGCGGCCCCCGGAGGGCAGCCCCUUCAAUCGCGUGAGACCAGGGUUGAUAUGGACCCAAAUCCUCGGGCAGCCCUGGAGCGCCAGCAGCUCCGCCUCCGGGAGCGGCAGAAAUUCUUCGAGGAUAUUUUACAGCCAGAGACAGAGUUUGUCUUUCCUCUGUCCCACCUGCAUCUUGAGUCCCAGAGACCCCCCAUAGGUAGUAUCUCAUCCAUGGAAGUGAAUGUGGACACGCUGGAGCAAGUAGAACUUAUUGACCUUGGGGAUCAGGAUGGAGCAGAUGUGUUCUUGCCUUGUGAAGAUCCUCCACCAACCCCCCAGACAGCUGGGGUGGAUGACCAUCCCGAGGAGCUGAGUCUGCCAGCACUCACACCAGACAGGACAACAUCCCGGACUUCCUCCUCGUCCUCUGACUCCUCCACCAACCUGCACAGUCCAAAUCCGAGCGACGGUGGAGCAGACACACCCUUGGCACAGUCUGAUGAGGAGGAGGAUGGGGGUGAAGAAGCACAGCCCAGAACCUGCAGCUAGCAGAGGGCCCCACCUGCAGACUGACCGAGCUGGCUUUCCACAUGGAACCCUAGACCCGGCCAGAGCCCUUCAGGAGAAUCCAGACACUUGCAGUGGGCACCAAAGGGAAGGAAGGAUGGUGGGACGGUGCCUCUCUGAGAAUUAACCUUCUGCUUUACUGCUAACCUUCUCCUGCUGCAACCUUCCCACCAGUUUUUGGCUUACUCCUGGGCUAGGACUUGCAAGUGAGGAGAUGGAAGAUGAGGUAGGACAGGAUGCCGCUGCUUUUCUUAGCAUACCUCCCUCCCCCACUCUAUCCUGUAGUCUCUAGUCGGCUCCUAAACUAGUGUCUCUAAGUGGAUGGGAACUCAUUAGCACUCCAGCAAGGUGGUACUCCCAAUUCUUUUGCCUCCUUACGUCUUUUUUGGAAAAGGACAUGGUAUAAAUAAUAAACAAGUAACAUACCAACCAUUCCACUCAUUUUUCAUACCACAGUGAUAGCAAACCCACUGUAUCUUUAGCUCUCUGACACCAUAUCUCCAGCACUCAUUUACUCCAUUUUUUUUUUCAAGAAAUAUUAUUGGACACCUGUGCUGGGCAUUUGGAAUAUAGAUAAUGCUGAGCAAGAACUGUAUUCCCCUCAUCCUAAGGUUUAGUGUCUAUGUAAGAGAAUAUCGGUAUCACAACUCACAGUGUAGUAAAGAUCAUGAAGCGGCACUAUUAUUCUGGUACCAGAAAACAGGGGUAUCUUAACCUAGCUGGGAUGGUAAUUAAGGAGCUGGUUUCUAAGCAGAAAUCUCAAGGAUGACUAGGAAUUAAUCAGGUCGAGCAAGGGGUGCAGGGGGGACCUGAUUCAGGCAGAAGGGGCAGCUUGUAAAGACUUUAAAUGGAGCUAAUAUAGCUGCGAGGAACUGAAACCAUGUUUGGCAAAAUGAUUGGAUUGAAAAACAUGAAGAGAGGUAAGACUGACAAAGGUCAGGUUGUGAAAUGUUCUGAAGCCUGUAUUAGGUUUCAAUUUGACUGCUAGUAAAAGAUCAUGACAUAAGCUAUAAAUGUAUGUAUUUCCUCAUAUAAAAGAAAUCCAAAAUA